AUGGACCACCACAUGCCGGAUCACAGUAUGCCUGACCAUGGCACGAUGCCCCCGGGCCAUAAUCAUGGCGGUGCUAAUGACAGUACUUGUAGCGCCAACAUGCUUUUCACUUGGGAAUAUCAAGAUGUCUGUGUGGUGUUUGAAUGGUGGCAUAUCAAGUCUCAAUUCCAGCUCUUGGCCUCGGUUGUUGCGAUCAUUGCUCUAGCUGCUGGGUACGAAUUUGUGAAAUAUCAAUAUAAACAGUACUCCCGAUCCCUGACGUCUUUCAAAGGGUUGCCAACUCCUGCCACCACUGGUAGCUAUGCUAAUAAGGUACCAAAUGACACGAGACUCAAGACUGCAUUGUUCUACGGUGUUCUUGUCGGAUACUCGUUCAUGUUGAUGCUUGUGUUUAUGAGUUUUAAUGGUUGGUUAAUGGGUGCGGUGGUUGUCGGGGCAGCUGUGGGACAUUACAUCUGGGGUAACAAACAAGUAGGAAAUGGGGUUCAAGAUUUGCUUCUGUUGUCAACAGAUAGCCUUGAAGGUGAAUCUUUGGCUUGCCAUUAG
Saccharomycopsis crataegensis is the source of this 546-nucleotide messenger RNA. RefSeq names its product low-affinity Cu transporter (gene CTR2). NCBI's taxonomy places the organism in Eukaryota, Fungi, Ascomycota, Saccharomycetes, Ascoideales, Saccharomycopsidaceae. The transcript has a single exon. Gene Ontology annotation, cellular component: plasma membrane; fungal-type vacuole membrane. The coding region runs from base 1 to 546 and encodes 181 amino acids. Gene Ontology annotation, biological process: copper ion transmembrane transport. Gene Ontology annotation, molecular function: copper ion transmembrane transporter activity. The record is from RefSeq and is a predicted model, not a curated record.